Messenger RNA from Closterium sp. Naga37s-1, 519 nucleotides. The record is from the annotation of a GenBank genome assembly. NCBI's taxonomy places the organism in Eukaryota, Viridiplantae, Streptophyta, Zygnematophyceae, Desmidiales, Closteriaceae.
AUGCAACCAAUCCGGGUUGGGGAGGAGAUUGGCGGGAAAACUAGAAGCCAAUCCUGUUUCGGCCAAUUUUCAGAGGCACAGCAAAAUCCACUGGCCGCCACCCCCUCGGCCUUCCCCCCUCAAUGUCAUGGGCGGCAGAGCAGUGGCUGCCGGUGCAGCCCCACUCCCCCCACAUCCUCCGUGCUGGCCGCCACCCCCAUCACCUCCCCUAACAUCAGGAGUGCUGAGGGAGGCGCGGGUGAGGUGACGGAGGAGGGCAACAGCUGCAGCCACGGAAAUUGCAGUCGCGGCAUCACCAGAGAGGUCGAUGGGAGGGCGGGCGGGGAUAGCUGUUGGUGCGCGGCGUAUGGGGCUGGUGGCCGGAACUUGGGGCUCGCCGGUGACGAGGAGCUGACGACGGGCGGCGGGGAGCUGACGACGUGCGGCGGGGAGCUGACGACGGGCGGCGGGGAGCUGACGACGGGCGGCGGGGAGCUGACUACGUGCGGCGGGGAGCUGACGACGGGCGGCGGGAGCUGA